UUUUUUUAAACAAAAUUAGUCUCAUUGUCAACAUUAUUGAGUUUAAUGCUUUUUAUCCGUUCCUAUUUUCUUUGUGUCCGUCUUUGUUCCUACUUUUACAUCCUGGGAAAACCCCAUUGAUUUGUUGGCCCAUUACCAUCAAUGCGUCCUAAGGUUCUCUGAAUAUUCUCUUCAUGGGUUUUCGUUGAUUCAAAUGAUUGAAUCUCCAAGUGGUUUCUGGUGAUUGUGUUUCCAGGGUUUGGUUCGAAGAAUAUAUGCAGAAAGUGCUGGUGUUUGAUGUGUUGGAGGCUUUAUUUGAAUGGAUCUUGAAGGGAGAGCUCUGAAAAACGGCGAAUUAAGCAUGACAGAGAACGGAACCAACAAUGCAGGUGAAGUGGUUAUAGCGAUUUCAAGCUCAGAUAACCCUAAAACCAGUGCAGAAAUAAAACUGUCUCCUUCAAGAGACCCAGAAUCAGCUGCUUCUAAGCAAAGACUGUCAGACUCACCAGUCAAAGACUCAAGUAGUAGGCUUGUGAAAUCAGUGCCAGCUUCACCAGAGACUGCGAGGUUUGUUCCGAGUGCAAAUAAGCCUCCUAAAAUUGGCAACGAGACACUCGUUCGGAGGAGGACCCUCACAAGGUCAGUCUACUCAAAACCUAAGUCAAGAUUUGGAGAACAAUCAUCUAAUGCUGAUAUUGAUGUAUUUGAUGAGAAUAAUUUAGUUUCGCAAGACCAAAUUAGCUCGAAUUCCCCGUAUAGGACUUCACUUACUAGGGGGUCUCCUAAUAGUAAGGCAUCUAGUACCAGGACAAAUUCCAUAACCCCCAAAACUCCGUUGAUGCAAUCUCCUGGAGGACCUGGAGACGACGAGGACUAUGAAGAGAUCUUCAAGAAAGUUGAAUUGAGUAAAGAGAAGCGUAAGAGAUUGCUAAAGCCCAAAGUUGUGGUCGAACGGGUUGCAUUUUUGUGCAUUUUGGGGUGUUUGGUGGCUGGUUUGACAGUUGAUCAUUUGGAAAAAACUUUCAUUGGGGGGUUGGAGUUUUGGAAAUGGUGUCUGCUUGUGAUGGUGAUAUUCUGUGGCAUGUUAGUUACAAGGUGGUUUAUGCGUGCCGUUGUAUUUUUGAUUGAGAAGAACUUUUUGCUUAGGAAGAAGGUCCUAUAUUUUGUUCAUGGCUUGAAGAAGAGUGUUCAAGUUUUUAUAUGGUUAAGUUUUAUUCUUCUUACCUGGGUCUUACUGUUUAGUCAGGGAGUGGAUCUAUCUAAAACUGGACAAAAGAUUCUACAUUAUAUAACCUGGACUCUUGUUUCUAUCCUUAUUGGGGCAUUUCUGUGGAUGAUGAAGACUUUGUCACUGAAAAUCUUGGCGUCCAAUUUCCACGUCAACAGAUUCUUUGAUAGAAUUCAAGUUUCUGUGUUUCAUCAUUAUGUCCUGCAGACCCUUUCUGGGCGUCCCCUCAUUGAGGAGGGUGAGAGGGUGGGGAAAACACCGAGCACGGGUCAAUUGAGUUUCAGUGCUACUGCAAAGGGUAAAGGAUCAAAGGAGAAAAAGUUGAUUGAUAUGGGAAAAGUUCACAAGAUGAAGCAAGAAAAGGUUUCGGCAUGGACCAUGAAGGAAUUGGUAGAUGCAGUCACAAACUCUGGGCUUUCUACGAUCUCAAGUACAUUAGAAGAUAGUGCCAAUGAUGGAGAAGGUGAACAAACAGAUAAGGAGAUUACCAAUGAAAAUGAAGCAAUUGCUGCUGCCUUCAAAAUUUUUAGGAAUGUUGCCCAUCCUGGUAGCAAAUACAUUGAGGAGGAUGACCUCUUAAGGUUCAUGAUUAAAGAGGAGGUGGACCUUUUCUUCCCGUUGAUUGAAGGAUAUGAGACUGGACGCAUAUACCGGAAAGCUCUGAAGGAGUGGGUGAUAAAGGUUUUCAAUGGUCGGAAAGCUCUUGCUCAUGCCCUAAGUGACACCAAAACAGCUGUGAAGCAAUUAAACAAACUUGUGACUGGUAUCCUGAUUGUUGUGAGCUUUGUUGUGUGGCUUCUCUUGAUGGAAAUCGCGACAACAAAAGUACUUGUCCUUCUCUCUUCCCAGCUUGUAUUGGCUGCUUUUAUGUUUGGAAGUACCUGCAAGGCCAUAUUUGAAGCUAUCAUUUUUGUCUUUGUGAUGCAUCCAUUUGACGUGGGUGAUCGUUGUGUAGUUGAUGGUGUUCCGAUGUUGGUUGAAGAGAUGAACAUCUUAAGUACAGUUUUUAUGAAGCUUGAUAAUGAGAAGGUAUACUACCCCAACUCAGUUCUGGCUACAAAACCCAUCAGCAAUUAUUUCAGAAGUCCAGAUAUGGGUGAUACUGUGGAGUUCUCAAUUGAUUUUUCGACUCCAGUGGAGAAGAUUGGGUUGCUCAAAGAAAAGAUAAAGAAUUACUUGGAGAAAAACCCACAACACUGGCAUCCUAACCAUAAUGUCGUGGUUAAGGAAAUUGAGAAUGUAAAUAAGUUGAAGUUGGCUCUCUAUUGCAAUCACACCAUGAACUUCCAAGAGUUUCCAGAGAAGAACAGGCGGAGAUCGGAGCUGGUUCUCGGAAUAAAAAAGAUAUUUGAAGAACUGAAUAUCAAAUACUAUCUUCUGCCACAACAAGUUCAUCUCAGCCACAUCCCACCUCAGCAUCAACAACCAUGACCAUCAGAUGAUUAUUAUUGCUGAAUCCUCUCGGCCGAGUUACUUGCAGGAUUGAUUUGUGGUUCAGGUUUUGUGGCAUAACCUUUAAUCGAAAUCGUCCAGAUCUGUGAUAAUCUUAUCAAUGCCCAUCUGCUUAAGAGAAGUUGCUGAAGCUGUCUGUUUUUGACGUAGCGUGGACAAGGGACGGAUCAAUAACCGCUGAAAGCAAUAACGAUUAACGACUAUAUUGUCAUAGUAACCCUACAAGUAUCUGCAGUUGUUUAUUUUUUGUGUUGUAAUAUUAUAGUCAUCCUCUCAGAGGAGCUAGAUUUUAUGGUAUUAGUGGUGUUUGAAAUGAAUGUAUUUGAAGGGUUCCCCUGUUAAU
Tripterygium wilfordii is the source of this 3002-nucleotide messenger RNA. RefSeq names its product mechanosensitive ion channel protein 10-like. The transcript has 7 exons. Gene Ontology annotation, cellular component: plasma membrane. The record is from RefSeq and is a predicted model, not a curated record. Bases 299 to 2638 code for a protein of 779 amino acids. Lineage: Eukaryota; Viridiplantae; Streptophyta; Magnoliopsida; Celastrales; Celastraceae. Gene Ontology annotation, molecular function: mechanosensitive monoatomic ion channel activity. Gene Ontology annotation, biological process: transmembrane transport; monoatomic anion transport; detection of mechanical stimulus.